CGUUGAAAGCGGAAGUAAACAAACAGCACGUAGCGGUCAAUUUAACUCUUUGGUACAUUUGGAAUAGAUAGGUCAUUGUCGUGAUAUAAUUUAGUUUCGCAUGGUAUAUUAUAACAUUUUUAUCCUGGUCUGUAUAUUAUUUGUUUGAUACAACAAAUUCGUAUUUUUUAUUAUUUUGGUUGCUAGCAUGUAGCGUUAGCCUUGCUAACAAGACCGACCGAAGCUAUUUCUGUAAGAUGGUUUGAGUCUUUUAAAGUCUUUGAGUCUUUAUGGACAAACUGACGCAUUGACAGUAAACCGUCGGGAAGCCAGACAUUGCCUUGGAAAUAAAAAAUGAACGGUCAAGCUGAAGUAGAGGUGGAUUACAAGAGAAAAUACAAAAAUCUUAAACGCAAAUUGAAGUUUCUUGUAUAUGAGCAAGAAUGUUUUCAGGAGGAGCUAAGAAGAGCUCAGAGAAAAUUAUUAAAAGUUUCUAGAGAUAAAAGUUUUCUGUUGGACAGACUGUUGCAAUAUGAAAGAGUGGAUGAAGAAUCUUCUGACUCUGAAGCUACCGUGUCCUCUGAGAGUGAAGGAGAAGGAGCCAGAGAGUGAGACAGGGAAGCAGGCAAGAAGAAGAGGAGUCCUGGGGUUCCUCCGGUCCCCUCAUCACCGUCUCCUCAUCUCUCACUCCUGUCUCGCUCCGGAGCGGUUCCACUCCAGUCUUCUGCUCCUGCACAGUACCUGAACACUUUACCUUUCCCUCCUGAGUAUUUGGCUCCCUCUGCUGAGCGAGUGAAGAAAGAGAGAAAAACAAAACUGGCCAAACACAAGAAAGGCGGUUCGGGGAAGGUGGUCGGCCCACUGACAUCGAAUUACCCUGCAGGCAGUGGUGCAGCUGGGGGUGCGAGUGGGCCCUUCAGCUGGGUCCCACAGCAGAUGCUGAGUGAAGAUGCAGCUGAGGAGGAGGGGGAAAGUGAGGGAGAGAGUGACAGAGAUGAGGAGAGAGGAGAGGGAGAUGAGGCAGAGCUGGUCAUCGACAUACCCAAUGAGUGAAGGUGACAAAGGACAACACAGUCACAAAAUUUGAUAAUUUGUUAAAAGACCUUUUUUAAUGUCAUUUGUUUGUCCAAGUAACAUGCAAUUAAAAUGUUUAAAAAAAUAUAUGCCUCUUGAUGUUUCUGUCUGU
Triplophysa rosa is the source of this 1165-nucleotide messenger RNA. It is a transcript of the gene ino80e, whose product is annotated as INO80 complex subunit E. The record is from RefSeq and is a predicted model, not a curated record. The transcript is spliced from 8 exons. Gene Ontology annotation, biological process: chromatin remodeling. Gene Ontology annotation, cellular component: nucleus; Ino80 complex. NCBI's taxonomy places the organism in Eukaryota, Metazoa, Chordata, Actinopteri, Cypriniformes, Nemacheilidae.